CUCCGGGGCAGCGGGGAGGGGGCCGCGUGCGGGCGGCGGGGAGCCAGCGGCCGCGGCGACGCUCCCCGCUCUGGGCACCGGCACCGCGCAGGCCCCGAGUCCAGCAUUCUGGCCAUGUGCAGCCCUGAGGAGGAGGCCCUGCUGCAGCUGGAGGAGGUCUUCUCUUCCACCCUCGCCCGCAUCAACAGCCUCGUCCUCCAGCCGCUGCUCACGGCUGAGCCCUCGGACCCCCAGGGCAGAGAGUGCCUGCGGCUCUUGCAGCAGCUACACAGGAGCUCCCAGCAGCUCUGGGAGGUGACGGAGGAGAGCCUGCACUCGCUGAGGAGGAGGCUGUGCCACCAGGACUCCGUCGGGCUGGAAUCCCUGCUGUUGUUGUGCGGCGCCGACCGCGUUCUACGGGUGCACGUAGAGUACAUCGAAGCCUACACUAGCUGCGUGGUGGUGCAGGCCUUUCAGAAGGCAGCAAAGAAGAGGAGCGAGUACUGGCGGGGCCAGCGGAAGGCGCUGCGGCAGCUCCUGUCGGGCGUGAGCUCAGAGGCCUCCGUGGGCACAACGCUGGUCCAGGCGCUCCGCCAGCCGCUCGCCCAUCACGUGCAGCAGUACGUGCUCCUCCUGCUGAGCCUCGGGGACACCGUUGGGGAGCGUCACCCCACUCGGGAGCUGGUGGUGCACGCGGCCACCCUCUUUGGGAACCUAGAGUCCUUCAUGAGGCAGGCGCUGGACCAGGCCACCGCCACGCAGGCCCUCUGGCACGCCCUGAGCAGCCGGCUGAGAGAUGUGCUCUGCACCCCUGCUCGCAGACUCCUGCAAGACAGCCAGGACAUACCUGUGACGGUCACCCCGCUACGGGCGGAGCGCGUGCUGCUCUUCGAUGAUGCCCUGGUCUUGCUGCAGGGCCACAGCGUCCACACCUUUGAUCUGAAGCUGGUGUGGGUGGAUCCUGGGCAGGACGGGUGCACGUUUGAUCUCCUCACACCUGAGGAAGAGGUCUCCUUUUGCUCCAAGGACCCCCAGGGCCGGAUGGUCUGGCAGUGGAAGGUGACUCAGGCUGUGUGCCAGGCCCUGCGUGGGAAGAAGGACUUCCCCAUGCUGGGGGCGGGCCUGGAGUCCCCCGAGCCCCCCACCUGCCGCUGCGUGGCAUACACCUUCCGCGCCGAGGGUCGGCUCUGCCAGGCCACCUACGAGGGCGAGUGGUGCCGGGGCAGGCCCCAUGGCAAGGGCACCCUGAAGUGGCCAGAUGGCCGGAAUCACGUGGGGAAUUUUUGCCAGGGCCUGGAGCACGGCUUCGGCAUCCGCCUGGUGCCCCAGGCCUCCGAGGACAAGUUUGACUGUUACAAGUGCCACUGGUGGGAAGGCAGCAUGUGUGGCUACGGCAUCUGUGAGUACAGCACUGACGAGGUGUACAAAGGCUACUUCCAGGCGGGCCUGCGGCACGGAUUCGGGGUCCUUGAGAGCCCCCCACAGGCCCCGCAGCCCUGCAAGUACACGGGCCACUGGGAGAGGGGCCAGAAGAGCGGCUACGGCAUCGAGGAGGAUGGUGACAGGGGUGAGCGCUAUAUUGGCAUGUGGCAGGCUGACCAGCGCCAUGGCCCAGGGGUCAUGGUCACCCAGGCAGGUGUCUGCUACCAGGGCACCUUCCAGGCGGACAAGAUGGUGGGCCCAGGGAUCCUCCUCUCUGAAGACGACUCCUUGUAUGAGGGCACCUUCACCAGGGACCUGACCCUUGUGGGGAAGGGCAAGGUCACCUUCCCCAAUGGCUUCACCCUGGAGGGCUCUUUUGGCAGCGGGCCAGGAGGAGGGCUGCAUACCCAGGGCCUGCUGGACACGGCCGCCCUCCCUCCAGAACCAAGUGGCACCCGUAAGAGGCAGCUAGGUGUGGGCGCCUUCCCCGCGGAGAGCCGCUGGCAGGGCGUCUACGGCCCCUUCCGGGACUUCGUUAGAGCCGGCUGCCCUGGGGACUUGCAGGAGGCCCUGCUGGGCUUCCACGUACAGAACUCGAGGGACCUUCGCAAGUCCCAGGAGUACCUGUGCUGCGAGAGGACCCAGCCCGAGGACCGCGCGGGCAGAAUGGAAGACGUCCUGGAUGAGCUGCUGCAGCACCGGGAGCCCAGAGCCCUGCGGCAGUGCCUCAGGAAGGCUCUGAGCAACUCGCUGCACCCCCUGGGAAAGCUGCUCCGGACGCUGAUGCUGACCUUCCAGGCCACGUAUGCCGGCAUCGGGGCCAACAAGCACCUGCAGGCGCUGGCCCAGGAGGAGGUGAAGCAGCAUGCCCGGGAACUCUGGGCUGCCUACAGGGGUCUGCUGCAGGUGGCCUUACAGCGCAAGGGCCAGGCUCCAGAGGAAGACGAAGAUACAGAGACAAGGGACGUGCAGGUGCACGGAUUGGUGCUGCCCCUUAUACUGCCCAGCUUCUACUCGGAGCUCUUCACGCUCUACCUGCUUCUCCAUGAGAGGGAGGACGGUCUCUACAGCCAGGGCAUUGCCCAUCUGAGCCUCUUCCCCGACACCAAGCUGCUUGAGUUCCUGGAUGUGCAGAAGCACCUGUGGCCCCUCAAGGACCUCACGCUGACAACCAAUCAGAGACUCUCCCUGGUCAGGGACAAGUGCUUCCUGUCAGCCACUGAGUGUCUGCAGAAGAUCAUCACCACGGUGGACCCCCGCGAGAAGCUGGAGGUGCUGGAGAGGACAUACGGGGAAAUUGAGGCCACCGUGUCGCGGGUGCUGGGCCAGGAGCACAAGCUGCCCAUGGACGACCUGCUGCCGCUGCUCAUCUACGUGGUGUCACGUGCCCGAAUCCAGCACCUGGGAGCCGAGAUCCACCUGAUCCGUGACAUGAUGGACCCCGUCCACACGGGAGGCCUGUAUGACUUCUUACUCACGGCCCUGGAGUCCUGUUAUGAGCAUAUCCAGAAGGAAGAUAUGAGGCUGCACCGCUUUCCCGGCCGCGGGGACUCCAGACGGCCCUGGUAGCCCGGCCGCUCCCGGGCCGACCGCAGAGCUGAGAGGGGCCGCCAUGGUCCAGCCUGGCCCUCGUCACCCACAGAGCGGAGGACAGGAGGGGCCCCUGGAGGCGGUUCCCGGAGGGGAGGGGCAGUUAGUUUCUUCCAGGGAGACGUUGCUGCUGCCUGCAGUGGGCCAAGGGCUAGGGUGACACGCGUGGGCCCGGAGCCGGGGGCUCCCCCUCCCCCUCGCCCUGCCCCUAGGUCGGUGUUGGAUGACCUCCCUGACCUGCAGCGGCUCACCGGCCUUUUUGCUGCCCGAGCCUGGCUCCACACGGACCUCGCGGGGCCUCGGCAUCGCCGUCUGUUUACCAGUGGACUAGAUGGUCUGUGAUGGGCCUUCUGCCCGUCUUGCUGGAUCCCGGAGUCCUUCUGGAAGUUUGACUUUUUAGGCUGCCGGGCUGAGAUUCUUACAUCAUCGUCGGUGGUGUUCCCUGUUUCCUGGUCAGAGGCUCCACGUUGCUAGUGAGGCCGCUUUUCAUGAGGCCUUUUGUCCGGGGGUGGCCUCCUAGGGUCCUGCCUCGUUCCCGACUCUGCACCGGGACUGAGCUGGUCUCUCUGGGCUGCGGGGCUGGACAAACCCCAGUCCACCCUGACCUGCUGGGUGGCCUCCGGCAAGGUCCUAAGAGCCACAUGCUUGCAGCCCAUGGACCCGUGUGCAGGGGGACAGCAGUGGCAUGGGGCCAUCUGUGCUCUGUCCAGGCUCAAGACCCUGCAGGUGCAGGGGGAGGACAGGGGGUCUCAGGGGCCUUGGGGAGAGGAGGACUUUGUUCCUACAAUGGUUUCCAUGUGGGACUGAGAGACACGGGAGCUCCGUCUUGGGGCAGCCUCACCCCUGCCUGGCCUCGAUUUCUUCUCCCCACAUCGAGGGGCUUCCACCUGGUGACCUGCGGGGGCUCCCCCUGCCCUGUCACAGGAGACGUGUGACAAUAGGCGGGGUGACUGAUCUGAAGAAGUCCAGGGGCGAAGCAUGGGGAGAGGGUGGAUUUAUGCAGGGAUGUCGCCCUGGAGGGAGAGCUGGGCCCGGCCGCCACAGCCGCCCUGCCACCGUGCCCUGGAUCGUGAGCAACUCAGGUCACCGUCCUUGGCUCCAGGUGUGCUCUCCAUAAAUGAGCACUGACCUCGAGGCCCGUGAGGGAGGCUCUCAGAAAGCCCAGCCACUCCUGAGCCCCAGGCGGAAGCCCCCCAGGAGUCUCAGGGUGGGGGGCUGGUGGUGGCUGGGGGCACCCACAGACCCUGAGAGGAUGGAGGGCAGGAAGAGUGAGGAUAUCCGGAUGCCGUGGGCCUUCGAGCUUACCCAGGACGCUGCCACUGCUACUUUAAUCCUCUCAACGGUGACCAGCUCCUUCUUGUCCCUUGACGAGUAGAACACGCUUGCCUCAAGGCGGCCCUGAAUGGUAGGACGCCUGUAGCCUCACCCCAGAGGCUGCCCCCCCAAGCUCCCCCCCAGCCCCCCACACCACCCGGCCUCCGUCAGGAUCCGAGAACUCUCACUGUAGCUCCGAUUCACCAGGACCCCUCCACCCGCCCUGUGGCCGGGCCUUGCCCAGUACCAGCGGAGCUGGAGCCUCUGGACAGGGACGGGAGAGGCCGAGGGCGGCCGCGCCGUGGCAGCCAAAACCCGAGACAGUGAGGACAUUGCCAGCCGAGGUCAGUGCUGCAUUCACAGAAGAGACGCUUGGAACCGGGCAGCCCGCCUGCCCCGUGGGCGCCUCGGGAGGCUGAUGGAGACGGGUCACCUGCGGGGACCCCAGCGAGGACCUCUCCCAGCUGCUGCGGGAGCCCCUUUGGCUGCAGGGUCCUACGUCUCGGGAGGUCAGGUUGGCCACCGGGACCUCAUGAUCCCCUGUGCCGGAGAGCUGCGGGCCCAAGGGGGCCCCGUUCCUUGACACCUGCAGGCGGCUUUCUGACCGGCUGCACGGGGCCGCACCAGCCCUGUCCCCGGGGGCCUGGGUUUGGGGCUGAGAGAGAGACACCCGAGAGGUUAAAUGACCUCUCGGUGAGCAGACGCGUUGGAGUCACAGCCUGACCUCCCCCUCCCUUCCACGGCAGCCCUGGGCCUACACGCGGCCUCCCAUGGCGCCCCUCAACUCCUGCUUCCUGCACCCGCAUUUCCCUUCCUCCCCACCUGCUCUCCAGCUCCCGCCCCUCGUCGUUCUGGGCCCCACACGCGCCCUCCUCCGGUCCCCUGGGUCCCAGGCUGCUCCGUCCUCACAGGCCCAGCUCACGUGAGGCCCUCAUGUCCCAAAGAAUGAGCCCCCCGGCCCCGCUCCAGGGCCCGCUCCCUGGCCCAGUCGUGUUACUGGUGCCUGACGGUGGGUGCCUGCUCCCCCGCCCUCGAUCUCCAGGCGCAGCAACGCCCUCCGCCUCUCCCUGGGCCAGCAGCGAUGGCAGUGAGCGUGAGGGUGGAAACAGGUGGACUUGGGAAAGGUUGGACUGUGAAGGACCCCAGCCCCAGGCUGGGUCCGCAUUCAAGACUGGCCCGGGUGGCAUCUGUGAAAACAGAAGCCCCUCGGGUGUGACCAGCACAGGCAGGGACCCACGUGGAACGGAGGGCUGGCCAGGAGCAGCCAGGAAGUUGUUGCCAAACCCUCAGAGAAAGGGGGGAAAAGACAACGCCCUCUCUGUUUGGGGCUCAGGUUCCUGUCCCCGGGGCACCACACCCGGCAGCAAUGUGGCCAGUCCAGCAGGUUGUCUCCGGGCGCUAAUCUGUUGCGGGUGUUGCGCUCCCACAGCAGGAAAUGUCACGAGGUGGCCAGGUUACACCUGUUGACCAGUUGUGGCUGGUGAUCGGUCAGGGCACAGAGGGGCCCCACGAAGCCCCCCGCCUCCCUCCCUCAGUCAGCGAGCCUCACCAGGGGCCUCUUGGAUGCCAGCCCCGUUCCCUGCACAGGCUACAAUCUGGGACGUGGCCAGCAAGGCCCCAGCCCUCUUUAGGUGAGAAGGGCCAGCUGUCCUCCCAGAAAGGGACCAAUGACAGGGAGUAGAGGGAAGCGGGAGAAGCCGAGUCCACAGCUACUGAGAAUGGGAGCUGCCAGGCAUCUUGAGGGAUGCCAGUUCUGACUAGGCCUCUAUUCUGAUCGCCCCCAAGGGUGCUGGGAGCCAGGGCACGGCCCAGACAAACCCCUUGCCCACUGCAGCCUUGGACAAGGCUGGAGGGAGAGUGUGGGGGACAGCCAGAGGGGCGCGGGGCUGCUGGAGAAACCUUAGCAAUGCUGAAGGGAGGCCAGCCCUCCCUGAGCGGGGACCAAAGUGAGCCUCGUGGCCUCAGCUGUCGUCUCUCCCAGAGGGAUGGCCGCCCACCGUGGGACCAGUGAGGGGCAGGGACUGCCCUCCUGUGGCCACUGGGGAAGGGGUAAGUUCAGGGUUAGAGUCAAGGUCAGUGUUAGGGGUUAGGGUUAAGGUCAGAAGCAAGGUCAGCGUCAGAUUAGAAUAAGGGUCAAGGUUGGAGUUCAAGUUAAGGUUAGAGUGAGAGGAAAUGUCAGGUUCAGGUCAGUUCAGGGUCCUGGUCCAGGUCAGGACUUUACUGGUUGGCCUUGCUCACCCAGGGUUGUGUGGACGUGAGCUCUGGCUUUGACUCUUGCUGUGGGCCGGAACCAGGGGUGGGGGCCAGGCUGCCAAGGCCUUGGUGUCCCUGUGACCGUGGCCCAGUCCCUCCCCAGACUGGGUCUGGUUUGCUGUCUCUAAGAACCCUCACUGUGCAAGACCACUGUUCUGCCAUCCGGGGAAGGAAGAGAAGAGUGGGCAAGAGGUGAGGCUGGGGGUCUGGCGCCGUGAAGGUGCCCGGGCAGCGACCCCUUCCAGAUGUGGUGCUGGUGCCGCUAGAGAGAAGGGCUCAGUUUGCAGAACGGGGCUGGAGUCACUAAGUACAGUAUUCAUGACCCACCCGAGGCUGGGGGCUACGGCCCGGCCCCUGCAGCGUCCUGUUGCGGUUUUAAACAAACAUUCAUUGAGUGUGGCCGGGACUCCAAACCGGUGGAAGUAAGUAAGACCCGCUGGUCCCCUGUGUUGGGGAGCGGCCGGUGUCUGGGCUCUCUCCCCCGGCGGGGGGUGUUAAGGAGGGUUUGAAGCCUCGUAUCUAUCUGAAAUUCGCAUCUGAGGUUUGCCAAACAGGAGAUCUCUCAGCCCUGGCUCAUCAGCAAAUCAGAACCCCGGGGACAGAGAACAGGGAGAGGCUGUGAAGGAGAAGGGGGGUCUAAGGGAGUAUUCAGCUGCCCCCCUCACCCCUGGGCCAAGCAGUCCUGUGACGCUUGCUGGGCAGUGCAGGGGUGGGGGGGGACACAGAGUUAGCCAGAGCGCUUGGAGUACCCUUGGGUGAAGGCUGCUGGUGGCUGGGGACAGAUGAGUCCUGCCCUGGAUUUUCCCUGGGGACAGUGACCCCUUCCCUUGCUCUGCUGGCUGGAAAGGACCUGCAGAGGCUGGUCUGCCCAGGGCAGCAUCGAGGCUCUUCCUCUGUGUGUCCGAGCUGGGGCGGCUGUGCCCAGGGCGGGGAGGGGCCUGGGUCUGUGUGUGGGGAAGGGCUAGCAGUCCUGCUCGUCUUUCCCAGUCCUCCAACUGUCACUUCCAGGCCUACCUUCGGAGGCAAGCGCUCCCCUGCCACCCCCCACAUCUGCAGUCCUCGGGAGACGAGUGGUGGGAGAAGAGAGAGCAGGGGACCAGCAAUGCACAUGGGACCUCCCUGAGACCCAGGUCUCGGGGCCACUGCUUCAUCCAAAGGGACCUUCUACACCCUGCUGGUCAUACGGCCGCACCAGGCUCAGUUUCAGGAACCAAAAGAACAUAAGAGGAACCAGGUGCAAACUGUCGGUUGGUGGGGGCGCCUGGGUGGCUCAGUCGCUUGAGCAUCUGACUCUUGAUACGAGCUCGGGUCGUGACCCCAGGGUCAUAGGGCCUGAGCCCUGAGUUGGGUCCGCACUGGGUGUGGAGCCUGGUUAAGAUUGUCUCCCUCCCUCUGCCCCUCUCCCCCACUCACACAUGCUGUCUCUCUCAAAACCCAAAAAAGCCCAUCAGUUGGUGCCCGCUCUGUAAAUGGUGCAGACAGGCUGUUUACCGGCAGCCUCUGGUCUGUCUCUGACACCAGUGUAAGACCCUCUUAAUCACGAGUUCGUGCAUUUCAUUCGGGUGUGGCCAAGGGUCAGUCCCAGGCCCCAGGCAUCCUCAGGGAUAAACGCAGGUGCCAGCCUCUGAGCUGAGACCAACCCUGUGCUUGCACACUGAACCUUGCCGUCGCCUCCGAGGAAGGGGGGCAUCGGUGAUUGGGCGGCUCUUGGUGUCCCGUCCUGCGUGGGGUCCUGCUCGCUGCAGGAGAAGGAGCCCAGGAGGCACUCACAGUCUUCGCGGUCAGGGCAGGAAGGGAGGGCUGCGUCCCGGCAGAUGGCACCGUGGAACUGGAACUCGAGGGAUGAAUUUGCCAGGCGGGGGGUUGGCACGCCUGGCAGAAGGAAAGGCAGGGACAGAGGCCGGGAAGUGGGGAAGGGCCCGGCCUUCCCAGAAUGUGGAGAACUGCUGAACCGAAUCAAGGAGAAGUCAGGCAAACCCAAGGUGAGAAAGCCUUGCAAAACCCGUGGGAGCCUUUUCCCACAUUUCCCGAUUUUCACCCUCCUACGAUGUUGUCCUCUGUCCCCAUGAUGGUUGUCAAACACCCACCAAUUCUUUCUCCCUCUUCCCAUCGAGAUGCGGAGGCAAAAACCCCUGCCCUUAAACCUUGACCUUUGACGAUGCAGUGGGACAGAGGCCACCAGCCUUGUGAGGCUGGGAUCCAGAAGCUCACGUGGCCUCUGCCGGUUCCCCUGGACAUCCGUGCUGGGAGCAUUUCACCACAAAGAGAGAAGUCUGCCACCCUGAGCGGCCAUGUGGGGAGACCGUGUGGGGACAGCAGACAGAGAGAGAGGUGGAUGCCCAGUGGAGCCAGCUCAUCGGGGAUCUGGUUGUUUGGGUCUCCCAGCCCAGACCCUGAGCACAUGAAUGAGAACACUUCUGGGGUGACUGCGGCCUUGGCCGCCCUCUGACUGGAACCUUAGGAGACCCCCCUACAAACAACAGCUGCCUGGCCUAGCCAGUGGGCCCCAGAUUCAUGAGCGAACCAAACAGCGCUGGUGUUCCAAGCCACGGUUUGGGGCUGUCUUUUUAAUGUGACAACAGAUGAACGGAACAGUCCUUUCGCCAUUACCCACUAUUCAUCAUUUAAUUAAAAACACUUUUAUAUGCUUCAUUUAAAAAAAAAGUUUUUUCUCAUUGCA
This is a messenger RNA of Felis catus (domestic cat), 9238 nucleotides long. RefSeq names its product ALS2 C-terminal like (gene ALS2CL). NCBI's taxonomy places the organism in Eukaryota, Metazoa, Chordata, Mammalia, Carnivora, Felidae. Bases 115 to 2970 code for a protein of 951 amino acids. The record is from RefSeq and is a predicted model, not a curated record. The transcript has 26 exons.